This is a messenger RNA of Propithecus coquereli (Coquerel's sifaka), 1031 nucleotides long. RefSeq names its product chromosome unknown open reading frame, human C5orf51 (gene RIMOC1). Bases 1 to 885 code for a protein of 294 amino acids. The record is from RefSeq and is a predicted model, not a curated record. Gene Ontology annotation, biological process: mitophagy. The transcript has 6 exons. NCBI's taxonomy places the organism in Eukaryota, Metazoa, Chordata, Mammalia, Primates, Indriidae.
AUGGCUGCCGCAGGCCCCAGUGUGGUGAGGCGAGUGGAAGAGCUCGGGGACCUGGCUCAGGCCCACAUACAGCAACUUAGUGAAGCUGCCGGUGAAGACGAUCACUUUUUAAUUCGGGCCUCUGCAGCACUAGAAAAAUUGAAACUCCUAUGUGGAGAUGAGAAAGAAUGUUCAAAUCCAUCAGAUCUUCUAGAACUUUACACACAGGCUAUUUUGGACAUGACAUAUUUUGAGGAGAACAAGCUAGUAGAUGAAGAUUUUCCUGAAGACUCUUCUUCACACAAAGUAAAAGAUCUCAUCAGUUUUCUUUCAGAACCAGAAAUUUUAGUUAAGGAAAAUAAUAUGCAUCCAAAACACUGCAAUUUGCUCGGGGAUGAGCUACUGGAAUGUCUAUCUUGGAGACGAGGAGCCCUGCUAUAUAUGUAUUGUCAUUCUCUGACCAAAAGAAGUGAGUGGCUCUUGAGAAAAUCUACUCUGCUUAAAAAGUACCUUGUUGAUGGAAUCAGUUACUUGCUACAGAUGCUAAAUUAUCGGUGUCCUACCCAGUUAAAUGAAGGGGUUUCUUUCCAAGACCUAGACACAGCUAAAUUACUGAGUGCAGGAAUAUUUAGUGACAUUCAUUUGCUGGCUAUGAUGUACAGUGGUGAAAUGUGUUACUGGGGAUUGAAGCAUUGUGCUGAUCAACAACCAGAAAAUCAUGAAGCGAAUACUGGUGUUUCUGGAGCAAGCUGCACUACACACAAAGAACCCUUGGAUUUCCGAGAAGUAGGAGAAAAAAUUUUGAAGAAGUAUGUGUCUGUGUGUGAAGGACCCCUGAAAGAACAAGAAUGGAAUACAACAAAUGCAAAACAAAUUUUAAACUUCUUUCAACAUCACUGUAACUAGUAAGUUCAUCCCGUUCAAACAGAAAAACAAAGAGACCCAUAAAAUGGAAAAGAAAGUUCCAGAAAAGAAGACAUAUUGACACUGAAUUUGAGAAUAUUACACUGCAUAAAGAUAUACAGCGUGGGUACCCUUCUUUAAAUGCCAUC